Molecule: messenger RNA, 3031 nt
Organism: Osmerus eperlanus (European smelt)
Lineage: Eukaryota; Metazoa; Chordata; Actinopteri; Osmeriformes; Osmeridae
Product: fibroblast growth factor receptor-like 1
Exons: 8
Coding region: 419-1936 (505 amino acids)
Cellular component (GO): plasma membrane
Molecular function (GO): fibroblast growth factor receptor activity; fibroblast growth factor binding
Source: RefSeq, a predicted model, not a curated record
AGGAGUUAAAACUGUCGAUAGAUUUUUCCAGCCCUUUUAUCUGAUUGGUCAAAAGUUGAGCGCUGGGACGGACAAGUCAGUCCGCUGCUGCCCUCCGGAGUGUUGUGGACAGCGUACUAUAGGUUGUUGGAUACCGAAUUUGAAAAUGAAUACAAUAUUACUCCGAAUUUAGCAGUUCGUUUUGCGUGUGAUUGUUGGAAGUGCGUAGUUUUGUGUUUCGUUUAAAUUAUUUUAAAGACCGAAGCAUUUUACGGUGUGCCAGUUUAUUAUAUGCAUAGUGGAGUGGGGCGGUCGAUGACAUCGGCCACUGACAAUUAAUGCAUGGAGACAGCGGAUCUCAGUAAGAAUGGGUAACAAGAUUUCAACAAGGAUGUCGAUACGGGGUUAACUUCAGCCACGGAAAUUCAGAUUUUGGAUCAUGAAGUUGUCUUUGAUCAGGAUGGCAGUUUUGAAGAUCAUGCUGCUCAUCUUUGAGGCUUUUCUGCUGUCUGACUGCGCAAGAGGGCCCCCGAGGGUGGCGGAGAGAGUGGCCCACAGGCAGACAGCCCGCCUGGGCAGCGCCAUCAAGCUGCCCUGCCUAGUGGAGGGAGACCCCCCCCCCCUCAUCAUGUGGACCAAGGACGGACGUAACAUCCACAGCGGCUGGAUCCGCUUCCGAAUCCUCCGUCUGGGGCUCAAGAUCAAGGAAGUGGAGGCAGAGGAUGCUGGGACCUACAUCUGCAAGGCCACCAACGGGUUUGGCAGCGUCAACAUCAACUACACCCUCAUAGUGAUUGACGACUCUGGUUCUGACAAGACCGGGCCCGGGGUGGCAGAUAACCUGGAGGCGGAGUCGGGCCCAGACAACCUGUCAGUCCGGCCCAGGUUCACCCAGCCUGCCAAGAUGAGGAAGCGUGUGAUCGCCCGUCCCGUGGGCAGCUCGGUGCGUCUGAAGUGCGCGGCCAGCGGGAACCCUCGUCCAGACAUCGUCUGGCUGAAGGACGAGCGUCCGCUGACGGAGAGAGAGGUCGGCGAAGGGCGCCAGAAGAAGUGGACCCUGAGCCUGAGGAACCUGACCCCAGAGAACAGCGGACGCUACACCUGCAGGGUCUCUAACCGCGCCGGGGAGAUCAACGCCACUUACAAAGUGGAGGUCAUACAGCGGACCAACUCCAAGCCCAUCCUGACGGGAACUCACCCGGUCAACACCACGGUGGACUACGGGGGCACCACCUCCUUCCAGUGCAAGGUGAGGAGCGACGUCAAACCCGUCAUCCAGUGGCUCAAGCGGGUGGAGUCCAACGAGGAGAGCCGCUACAACUCCACCAUCGAGGUGGGCGACCACCGCUUCGUGGUGCUGCCCACGGGGGAGGUGUGGUCGCGGCCCGACGGCUCCUACCUCAACAAGCUGCUCAUCACCAGGGCCAAGGAGGAGGACGCCGGCAUGUACAUCUGCCUGGGCGCCAACACCAUGGGCUACAGCUUCCGCAGCGCCUUCCUGACUGUGCUGCCUGACUCCAAGCCCCCCAUCACCCCGAUGUUCACCCCAGCCUCCAGCACCCUCCCCUGGCCUGUCAUCAUCGGCAUCCCUGCUGGCAUGGUGUUUAUCUUCGGCACGGUGCUGCUGUGGUUCUGCCAGAGCAAGAAGCACUGCUCUCCUCCCAGUGCCCCUACGGCGGCCUCCCAGGCCCUGCAGUCCUCCCACCGCAUGCCCUACCGGGACCGGGACCGCAACUGCGUGGCCCCCUCCUCCACGUCCUCCAGCCCAGACAAAGACUGCCUGAGCUCCAUAAAGUACGAGGACUACCUGACCCAGAAGCAGUUGCUCCUCACCCAGGGGGGGUCGACCCUCCCGACCAAAAUCUACCCUAAGAUCUACACUGACAUUCACACGCACACACACUCUCACGUGGAUGGGGAAGUACACCAGCAUCAACACAUUCACUUUCAGUGUUAGCCCCUCCCUCCUACACAGUAGUGCCUGAGCGGUGUUUCAUCAGAAGUAACCACACAUUCUGGAACAAAUGAGAGUGGUUCCAGACAUUUCAUCAACGUCGCUUGGUACUAAUGUGUACAUAUUUCACACCACUAAAACCAAUUAAAGCCUGAUGUGCACUUACUUUCUAUAAACAUGUUGAGAUUCUGCAAGCUCGAACGAGAUCGAACGGUAGCUUUUGAGAUUCACAGUGACGUGCUGUCCACCCUCAUUUACAGGGGUUCAAGGAUCAGGACUGGGGUCAGUGUCAACCUUUACCUCUACUCAAGCUUUGUUUUGUCGUGAUUAAAAUGGUACUGAACAUAUUGCAGAAGGGCUGGUUUCAUGCUCAUACUCAGGUACGCCCUUUGAUCUUGUAUUGCUUUAGAUUUGUUGUGCUCAUCCAUCUAACCUGACCACUCUUCUUUACCGGAGCUGUGUCCAUCAGUGACCAUGUCUCUCUCCUGUUUUCACCCAUAAGGUCACAUAGGUUGACCUUUCAUAGGUCGCCUCCUGGGUUGUAUUGAGGUACCUGAGCCUUGCCAUAUCUGAGAGACUGCAAGGAAUACGAUAUUUAGGUUUCUACAUCUAGGACCUUGCAACACUUCAACCUCCAGAACACAAACAUUUAGGUUGCUACCACUAGGCUAGUAUGCGUGUUUAUGUAGUGGUGAUAUCCCCAGAAUACCCAGAAGGCUUUGCUGUAUAUACGAUACCACUGUAUAUGACAACAAUGGAAAGUAUUUGGACUGCAACCAGUUUCUAUAGAUGUAGUCGAUUAUACACAUUUUGAAACUCGUCAUGUAUAUUUUAUUUAUUUUAUUAAGGAAUCACAUUGUAUGUUUGUUUUCCGAACUUAGGCAUUUUAUAUGUAUUUUGAUCUCAAGUAUGUAAUAUUAUAAAGGUUUACUGUGGUUCAGAUGUAAAGUAUAGCCUAUAGCACAUAAGCACCGCCAGUUGAAUCAUAUUUAGUCCGUGCUAGUAUUUAGUCCAUCAUGUACUGUAUUUAAUUGGUUAUAUUUGACAAUCCUGUAUGAAAUAUCAUCUUAAAAGAAGAAAAUAAACUAAGCUACAUCA